Molecule: messenger RNA, 568 nt
Organism: Cetraspora pellucida
Lineage: Eukaryota; Fungi; Glomeromycota; Glomeromycetes; Diversisporales; Gigasporaceae
Source: the annotation of a GenBank genome assembly
AAAGAAAAAUGAAACUAUCGAUGGAAAUUUAUUAGAUUUGAUUCCAAAUAAUUUUGGUGAUAUAAUGCCAUUAAGAGAAACAAGUACAUUAUUACCAAAUGAAUUUAGUGAUUUAGAAAGAAUUUGUUUAACUGCUAAUGGUAAUUUGCAAAGGAUUUUAAGUUCAUGGUUUAACAAACCUGUAAAAGUACAAAUUAUAAAAAAUGAUAAUGUUCCUAUUCAUUAUCAGAAAUUAUCUACAAAUGUUAAUGCAAUUUUACAAAAAUUUGAUCGAGAAGUCAAUCUUAUAUGUGAAAGUAAAAUAAUUUGUAAUGCUGUAAGUGAGGUUCUAAUUUAUGAUAAAGAGAUUGUAGAUUUGGUUAUGAACAAAGGCAUAUCUUGGCAGAUUACCCUUCUUUCAAUUGCAUUUGAAUAUACUUUAAAAAGUGUUGAAGUUGAAUGUAAAAUUAAAGAAACUUUUCCAAAUGGAAUGUUUGAAAAUGGAUGGAUUGAAAUUAAGCCAACUAAUUUUAACAAUGAAAAAGAUAAUUUUAGUAAUAAUGUACAAGGGUCAAAUAAUGAUAGCAAA